UAAGAAGAUGGCGGUGGCGGCGUGUGAGCGCGAGGACGAGGAUGAGCGGCGCCGCGAUGAGCCGCCGAUAAUCGGCUAGCGCAGGCUUUCAGUGGAUUCGCAAUGCAUCGAUCUUGAGAGGUUGAGUUCUUCAGGAAUUCCAGUCGCGAGAUCACUGUAGGGAAGCGAUGAAUCUGGAAGCUGCGGCGUCAAUCUGCCGGCCUCGCCACGCUGCCACUGGAAAGAUUUCUUCCUCGCUCUCGCUGGAGGGAGGAUCGAUUGCCCUCUGGUCGCUGGCAUCCCCCUCGAGCUGCUUCAUGACAGGAAGAAAGGUACCAAGUUUUGCUCGUUCUUGCAAGAAUGGAGCUCAGGGACGAGAUUUCCCAGUGGGGAGUGGGAAUUCCAUCCCAAAGGCGACCUGGCUGCCAGAUUCCUCCUCGCCGCCAACGAUGCUUUUCUCAUCCAAGAAAUCGGUGUGGGCGGCUCGAUCGUGUGGAGAGGAAGGCGGCGCCACGGCGAGCUCCUCCGACGAGGAUUCGCAUCAGAGGGCCAUCGAGAUCGCGGAAGCUCUUGUCGCGGACAGGCCAAUCGCGCCGCUGGAGCCAGGCUCUCCCGCCGGCCAGUUCUUGAUGCAAACGCUCAAGGGAAAUCCACACCUCUUCCACGCCGCGGCCGAGCAGCAGCUCGAGCUACUCGAUUUGGAGAGGAGGAGCGCGCUGGAGCAGCCAAAUCCAGCCGGCAACGAUCACAUCCUCUACAAGAGGAUCGCGCAGCUCAAGUCCGAGGAGCGGCGACGAGCAGUCCAGGAAGUGAUCUACGUCCUCGUCGUGGAGAAGUUCCUCAAGGCCGGGAUCAAGAUGGUUCCAAAGAUCUCGGCGCUCGUCAACCGAGAAGGAGGAAGCGCUUGCUCCUGGCCGAUCCAAGAGAAGGAUCUCGAGAGCGUCCACUCGCCGGAGGCGUUCGAGAUGAUCAAGGAACACAUGGAGAUGGUUCUCGGCGGACACGCGACGCUGAGCCGAGUGGAGCCACACACGGUGGCGCAGAUCAGCAAGCUCCGAGUCGGGCAGAUCUACGCGACGUCGGUCAUGUAUGGCUACUUCCUCAAGCGCGUCGACGAGCGCUACCAGCUGGAGAAGAAGAUGAAGAUCCUGACGAGGGUGGCGGAGUCGGGGCGGGGAUUCACCACCCAGUUCUUGAGCAUCGAGAAGCGGGAGAGCUCCGAGAUGAUCCAGGCAGCAGCAGCAGCGAGCGAGCUCGAUCUGGUGAGCUCCUCCUCGCGAUCGCCAUCGCAGGUGGCGCUCAAGAACAACGAUCUGCGAGCGUAUGUUGCCAAGUUUGAUCACGAGACGCUGUCGAGAUACGCGACGAUGAGGACGCACGAGACGGUGGAUUUGAUCGAGAGGCACGCCGAGGCGCUGUUUGGGAGGCCGGAUUUGCGAGUGGCGGCGGAUGGCAGCGUGGGUCUUGCGCGAGACGAUGCAAUCCAGAUCAAAUUCGCGAGCUUGAGAGCGCUGGUGAUGGAGGCGGCGGCGUUUGGGAGCUACUUGUGGGACGUAGAGAGCUACGUAGACAUACAUUAUAGAGUGGUGCCGAGAAGGAACUAAGCUAAUUUUGUAAAGUAAUCGGGUUUAGCUGUAAAGCUCUAUCUUAUUAAUGGUAAUAAAGAAAGACCACCCUUUUAAAAGUUAA
Messenger RNA from Selaginella moellendorffii, 1668 nucleotides. RefSeq names its product UV-B-induced protein At3g17800, chloroplastic. Bases 168 to 1583 code for a protein of 471 amino acids. The transcript has 2 exons. The record is from RefSeq and is a predicted model, not a curated record. Lineage: Eukaryota; Viridiplantae; Streptophyta; Lycopodiopsida; Selaginellales; Selaginellaceae.